AUGUUCAAACAGACGAACUUAGAGCUUUGCCCCCUGCAGCUGUGUGUCCAGGUGCAUGGCACUCCCUCUGAGCAGGUACCCUGUGAGAGAGACACUGACCCAUGUGAGGAAGACCUGGAGCCACUGCACAUUAAAGAAGAACAGGAGGAGGAGCUGUGGGCUGCUGAGACUGGAGAAAACAAGGAUGCAACUGACACUAAAGACUCCUUGUUCAAUAUAAUUUAUGUGCAAAGGAGUGACAGUGAUGGAAGACAGACCACACAUCAAAACCAAGACAUUCAAUCUAAAGGAAACUGUUUCAAUUCAGAUGAACAUUUAAAUUCUGAGCCUGAUAGAGACGACAGUGAUGCAUUCCAGCCAACCGGUCACUGCCAGACAAGUGGAGUUGGUGAAGAUGAAUGGAGAGACUCUGGAGAAACUAGAGGUGACAGAAAGAAGCCACAACAAGCUGAUGAGACACCAGACAGGUUCUACACCUGCAGCAUAUGCAACAAGACCUUCAGGAUUAAGUCUAUCCUGACUCGCCACAUGAAGACCCACACAGGAGAGAAACCGUACAGCUGCAGUGUUUGUGGCAAAAGCUUCAUCCAGCGCUCGUAUCUACAGACUCACAUGAACUCGCACUCUGGACAGAAACCAUUCACAUGCCGCUUCUGUGGCAGAGGCUUCUCCCAGGUCGGGAACAUGAACGCCCACAUUAGAAUCCACACAGGAGAAAAACCUCACAGCUGCUCUGACUGUGGUAAAAGCUUCAGGGAGAAGGCAGAUCUUAUUAAGCAUCAAAUAAUUCACACAGGUGAAAAACCUUACAUUUGUUCUGUGUGUAAUAUGAAAUUCACCGCUCAGUCUAAUCUGACGCGCCAUAUUAAGACUCAUUCAGGGGAGAGGCCUUUUAGUUGCACCUCAUGUGGGAAAAGAUUCAUCCGUAAAUCUCAUUUGAUCAUUCAUAUAAAGACUCACGCAGCAGGAACUUUAUAGAAAUGUGUCUUUGAUCCAUGGUAUUGGUUCAGUAACAAGCAGGCAGAGUGGAUUUGGACUCGCAUCAGAAGAGUAAAAUGUCAAAAUAUUUAUAUGUUGUUUUAUUUUGAAAAUUUUGUGUACAAAUAAUUUUCACUACAAGUUGUUUACAUAUUAAUGUAAUGUAGAAUAAAGUACUCUGUCAGAUGUCAUACUGUGUGUGCUUUCAAAUGACACUUAUUUGCAGUCAAUUAUUAUUUUGUAAGAGAAAUUAAAGCAAGGGGGGCAUUUUUA
Molecule: messenger RNA, 1251 nt
Organism: Notolabrus celidotus (New Zealand spotty)
Lineage: Eukaryota; Metazoa; Chordata; Actinopteri; Labriformes; Labridae
Product: gastrula zinc finger protein XlCGF28.1-like
Exons: 2
Coding region: 1-978 (325 amino acids)
Cellular component (GO): nucleus
Source: RefSeq, a predicted model, not a curated record